AUGUAAUAAAUGGAAUAAGAGGAAUAUGAAGUAAUAAGAAAAUUAGGUUAAUACCUAUUUAUUAAAAAAAUAGGUCAAGGAUUUACAGGAACAGUAUGAAUGAUAUUUAUAAAUAGGUAUACAAAGCUUUUGACAUAAAAGAAAGAAAACUAGUAGCAAUAAAAGAAAUAAAAAAAACUAAUAAGAAUAUGGAUGAAGAAAAAUUAAGAAAAUUUAUUCAAAAUGAAAAAACGAUAUUAUAUCUCUGUAAAUCAAAAGAAUAUUAAAAUAUUAUUCAAGUGAUUGAUUCAUUUGUUACUAAAGAUUCAGACUAUAUUGUUUUAGAAUAUUGCUCAUGUAUAAAAAUAAAAUUUAAUUUUAAGAAAACUUAUCUUAAUAUGUUGACACAUUAAAAUAAAGUUAGGUGAACAACACCUAGUAUUUAAGUGAAUAACAUGCAAUUAAUAUACUAAUCUAAAUUAAUUAAGCUAUGAUAAGGUAUAUUAUCAAUUGAUAUAUUAUAUAGUUUGCAUGAAAAUUUUAUCUAUCAUAGGGAUUUGAAACCUGGAAAUAUUCUAAUUAAAUAAGGUGAAAUUGAUGAGAUUAAAAUUUCAGAUUUUGGUUUUUCAAGAGUCCUUUUAGAAGAAGAUCUGCUUAAAACAGGUUUAGGAACAAAAAAUUACAUGGCCCCUGAAAUUAGAAAAGGAGAGAUUUAUAAUCCUAAACUAUCAGAUAUGUAUUCUUUAGGUGUCAUUUUAUAUGAAAUUCUUUGUAAUCAUCCUCAUCAAAUAGAUGAAGAAUUUAAUUUUAAUUUAAAUCCUUCUCUAAGUGAAGACAUGAAGAAUUUAAUUAUUUUAAUGACUAAACAAAAUCCAUAAGAAAGAUUGAAAUGGGAAGAUUUAGGAAACUAAAAUGCAUUAAAAAAUCUUAACUAAUAUACAUAAGAAUUAAAUAAAUAUUAUUUAAAAUUGUGGGAAAAUAAAAUUAAUGUCUUAAACUGUUGUUUAAGUGAUAUUGAAAAAACUAAACCAAAUCACUAAAAUUUAAAAGCUACUUUAGAGGUAUUUGAAAAUUAAUUAUUAAAUAAAACAUAUAAUGAGAUUGAUAUACAAUUAAAAAGGAUUGAACGUUUAGACUUUGAAGUAAAUAUCAAAGAAUAAAAAAAAAAAAAAUUUCUAAAGGAUUAAGAAGAAGUAUAAAAGAAAAUAUUUGAUCUGUCUAAUUCAAAAAGUAUUAUUGAAAAUAGAGAUUAUAAUCAAGAAAAAUAGAAUUUUGAAAAUUUUAUUAAAAAAAAAGAAUAAGAAGUAGAUGAAUUGAAGAAAAAGAAUUAAGAUGAUGAAUUCAUAAUAUAAAAAGAAAUCUUAGAUGAACUUAAAAGUUUAGAAUAUAAAGUGAAAUUUUGUGAUGACUUUGAUAAUGAUUUUGUAUUUUUAUGUAAUAUUAUUAGUUCAAUGUAUUUGCAGAAUAGAAAAUAAAGAAUUGUUAUCAAUAGAAAUUUGAUAUGCUAUUAAUGUAAACAUAAUAUGGUUUAGGGUAAAUAAACAAUUUUUUCCGAAGUUUGUAGUUACACACAUAUUAAAGUCUUAGAAAUGAAUCCUAAAUUUUAAUAUAAUAAAAUUCAUGA
Molecule: messenger RNA, 1603 nt
Organism: Paramecium sonneborni
Lineage: Eukaryota; Ciliophora; Oligohymenophorea; Peniculida; Parameciidae
Source: the annotation of a GenBank genome assembly